Brettanomyces nanus is the source of this 1401-nucleotide messenger RNA. RefSeq lists its product as uncharacterized. The transcript has a single exon. Bases 1 to 1401 code for a protein of 466 amino acids. The record is from RefSeq and is a predicted model, not a curated record. NCBI's taxonomy places the organism in Eukaryota, Fungi, Ascomycota, Pichiomycetes, Pichiales, Pichiaceae.
AUGCCUUCUGCUAGGUUCUACUAUAUCGACGGUAAGAUAUCCACAUGCCGUCGGUGCAAACGAAAGAGAACACUAGAUGAGCCUCCUGAGCAUCUUCAAUUCAAGACAUGUUAUCGUUGCCGUAUGAUUGAAAGAGACCAGAAGAAGGUGAAUCAAGCCAGAAGAAGAGGUAGUAGCUCAAGACUCGAUUCUCCUUCUCUCUCUCAUUCGCAUCAUGCUCACAGAGAUAUAGCCAGUUCUUAUUACACACGUGGCGGGCCCACGGCUACAUCCCAUGCUCCUGCUGUUUUCAACCCGAUAGGUGCUGCAAAUUCUGUCGGGGAUGUGGGAGUUGUUAAUAGAAAUACUUCUUCCAGUCUACUGACAAAUGGUCUUAAUGUUCCUGACGUUAGUACUAUGAACUCUGACAACUUAAUCAACAUCAACCUUGCCAACAGUUUUGCUAGAGGCAACUCUGCAUACGUUUCAAAGGGUAACGGAGCAGGAAUUGUGACGCUUGAUGGUGCCUCUAUUUCAGCUGCCGCCGCUGCUGCUGCCGCCGUUCCUUCUACGUUUAACGCUCUCAACGUCAUUCCGCUUGGUAAUGCUGGUGAUGGUAGUGUCGCUCAUGGACGUGUCUCAUCCUUAACUCCUUCCAUCUUCAAUGAAGGCCUUUAUUCGUUCAACAUUAGAAGCAUAGAUUCAAAAUCAAAUCCGUUGAGUCUUCCCCAGGAACAGCAGACACUGAUCCAGCUGUCAUUUUUGACGAAAUUACACUAUGAUCAACGAUAUACAAACUCCCUUCAAUAUAGUGCGCUGGGUCUGCGAGCUGAUCAAUGUGUUAAUUGCUCUCGAAAUAUUGCGACACCCAAUGGAGGCAGGCAGCUUUGUGAUGGUUGUCUAUCCAGACCUUCUAUCGUUCAUAUUUUCAACUAUUACUUGACCGUUUUAAAACUCAAUAAGCGUCAGGACUUGUACAAAGUGAUAUUUGUCACGAGGAUUUCUGUUGACAAUCUCCUCAAGUCUUCGUUGAGUGCGGAUAGAUCCAGAUCGAACAUUAUCAACAAGCUUUACGAUAGAUUUAUUGAUCCAAUCAAUAAUGUCACUGGUGCUGAGUUCAUCUUCAUGAAAGAUGACAUAGAUCAUGAGACAAACGGCAAUAGUGAGAAGUCGUCCAAUCAUGCCCGGAUAUUUCCCGUGAUCAAACGAUUUUUAAAAUGUGCCAAAGAUCAUAGUUCAUUGACUACUGUGAAGGAAGAGAAUAUUGAUCCUGAAGCUCUUAAACUAGAAGGAUUUAAAGAAAACAUAUAUGUUCAAUCCUCAAAAUUGACACAUCGCGGUUGCAACUCGCUUAUAUUCUUAGACUAUGAUAUGAGAAAUGGGGAUUUAAUGAUUUGUUUCUCCCACCAAGUUCAUCAGUAA